AUGCUCACCCAGAGCCGGCGGUCUGGCGAGCAGCUCGCGCGCCAGGUUGGCGCCGAGCGUGCUCGCCUCGCGCGCGUGUCCGUGCGCGUGGAGGCCCUCCGCGCGCGCGAACGACACCUCCCAGCCGCAGCCCCAGUCCACGCCCGCGCUCGCCCCGCUCGACGGCUGCGGGACGCGCAACCAACGUAUUUAAAAUGG
Molecule: messenger RNA, 198 nt
Organism: Iphiclides podalirius (scarce swallowtail)
Lineage: Eukaryota; Metazoa; Arthropoda; Insecta; Lepidoptera; Papilionidae
Source: the annotation of a GenBank genome assembly